AUGGUCCCAAAUGAAACACAUCAGUAUACUGGGGUUGUUGAAUUACUCGUACACUUUGGAUGGACAUGGGUUGGGUUUCUUGCCAUGGACAGUGGAAAUGGAGAGACAUUUUUGCAGUCCAUGCAGGUUCUGCUUUCCCCAAGAGGCAUUUGCUUUGCUUUCUCAGAGAAAGCACCCAGAUACACUCAUACUGAAGCAUAUGAUGACAUUCUAUCAAGAUGGCUCCACAUCUAUAACAUUAUAAUGGAGAGCAAGGCUAAUGCUAUUGUUGUAUUUGGGGAAUCCAAAUCCAUGAUUAAUCUCAGAUUAUUGGUAUUAAUGGGUAAAGCAGAAUAUCUUGCCAAUGCACCUUUGGGUAAAGUGUGGAUUGUGAAUGCUCAGAUGGAUUUCAUAGAAAUGGACUUGGGGAAGAACUGGGAUAUCCAAGACUUCCAUGGUUCCAUCUCCUUCACAGUUCAUUCAAAUGACGUGCACGGAUUCCAGACAUUUCUUCAGCUCAGAAAUCCCUUUGAAGUAAAUGAAGAUGGUUUUCUUAAGCAGUUCUGGGCACAAACAUUCAGCUGUGCCUUUCCAGAUUCUAGUACGGAGGAUGAGGCAGGUGAAGCCUGCACGGGACAUGAGAAGCUGGACAGUCUCCCAACAUCAGCUUUUGAAAUGAGAAUGACUGGCCACAGCUACAGUGUCUACAAUGCAGUCUAUGUGGUGGCCCAUGCUUUACAUGAAAUGUACCUAUCUAAAUGGAAACACAGAGUAACAGUGAAAGAAAAGAGGCUAGAGCUGCAGAAACAGCAACCUUGGCAGCUCCACCAUUUCCUUAAGGGUGUCUCAUUUAACAACAAUGCAGGAGAAACACUCUCUUUUGAUAAGAACAUGGAGUUAAACACCAGAUUUGAUAUUACCAACUUAGUUGCAUUCCCAAAUAACUCCUUCCAAAGAGUCAGAGUUGGUAUGAUGAAUUUGGAAGCUCUACCAGGCAAGAAAAUUUCCAUUGAUGGGGACAAAAUAGUGUGGCACAGACAGUUAAAGCAGGUACCACCUCCUUCUGUAUGCAACACCCAUUGCCCUCUUGGCUCCAGUAAGCAAAAGAAAGAAGGAGAAGUCUUUUGUUGCUAUGAUUGUGUUCAGUGUCCCCAAGGCAUGAUAACACACCAGGAAGACAUGGAAAACUGCAAGGAGUGUCCAGAAGAUCAUUAUCCAAACAAGGAACAGUCAAAAUGCAUUCCAAAAGCAAUAAGCUUCAUGUCUUUAAAAGAGCCUCUGGGAAUCAGCUUGGCUUCUUUUGCUCUUUUAUUAUCUCUCCUUACGUUGCUGGUCAUAACCAUUUUUAUUAAGCAUCAGGACACACCUAUUGUCAGAGCCAACAACCGGAAUCUAAGUUACAUUCUCCUCACUUCCCUUCUGCUCUGCUUUCUUUGUUCCUUACUUUUCCUUAUCAAGCCAGAAAAGAUAGCCUGCCUUCUCCGACAAGUCACCUUUGCUGUCAUUUUCACAGUGACCAUUUCUUGUGUGCUGUCCAAAACCAUCACUGUGGUUCUGGCCUUUGUGGCCACCAAACCAGGAUCCAGAAUGAGGAAAUGCAUGGGGAAAAGAUUGGCAAGUUCAGUUGUGUUUUCCUGUUCCCUUUUCCAAGCUGGUAUUUGUGCUUUGUGGCUGGGAAUCUCACCUCCAUUCCCUCAUUUUGAUAUGCACUCGGUGGUGGGAGAGAUCAUACUAGAAUGUCAUGAUGGGUCAGUCACCAUGUUUUACUGUGUCCUGGGCUACAUGGGCUUCCUAGCCAUGAUCAGCUUUGCUAUAGCAUUUUCUGCCAGGAAACUGCCAGAUAGUUUUAAUGAGGCCAAAUUUAUCACCUUCAGCAUGCUGAUAUUUUCUAGUGUUUGGCUUUCCUUUAUUCCAGUCUAUCUGAGCACAAAAGGAAAAUAUACAGUGGCUGUGGAAAUCUUCUCAAUCUUGGUUUCCAGUGCUGGCUUAUUGGUUUCCCUCUUUGCUCCAAAAAUUUACAUUAUUAUACAGAGGCCUGAUUUGAACACCAAAGAACAGUUAAUAAAGAGAAAAUAUUAA
Sceloporus undulatus (fence lizard) is the source of this 2058-nucleotide messenger RNA. Its product is annotated as vomeronasal type-2 receptor 26-like. Gene Ontology annotation, molecular function: G protein-coupled receptor activity. Gene Ontology annotation, biological process: G protein-coupled receptor signaling pathway. The transcript is spliced from 4 exons. Bases 1 to 2058 code for a protein of 685 amino acids. The record is from RefSeq and is a predicted model, not a curated record. Gene Ontology annotation, cellular component: membrane. Lineage: Eukaryota; Metazoa; Chordata; Lepidosauria; Squamata; Phrynosomatidae.